Messenger RNA from Labrus bergylta (ballan wrasse), 1024 nucleotides. RefSeq names its product ribulose-5-phosphate-3-epimerase (gene rpe). The record is from RefSeq and is a predicted model, not a curated record. Gene Ontology annotation, molecular function: metal ion binding; D-ribulose-phosphate 3-epimerase activity. Gene Ontology annotation, biological process: carbohydrate metabolic process; pentose-phosphate shunt, non-oxidative branch; pentose-phosphate shunt. NCBI's taxonomy places the organism in Eukaryota, Metazoa, Chordata, Actinopteri, Labriformes, Labridae. Gene Ontology annotation, cellular component: cytosol.
ACUGUCUCUCUCUCUGCCGGGCUGCAGACAGACAGACAGGUCGGAUAGUAACAACAGCAUUCAGAGUGCAGCAUGGCUUACAUGGCGAGGAUCGGCCCGUCCAUCCUGAGCAGCAACCUGUCCUGCCUGGGCAGCGAGUGUGUCCGGAUGAUGGAGAGCGGGGCGGACUACCUGCACCUCGACGUCAUGGACGGACAUUUUGUCCCCAACAUCACUUUCGGACAUCCCAUGGUGGAGUGCCUGAGGAAGUGUGUCGGCCAGGAUCCGUUCUUUGACAUGCACAUGAUGGUGUCUCGGCCCGAGCAGUGGGUGAAGCCCAUGGCUGCAGCAGGAGCCAACCAGUACACCUUCCACCUGGAGGCCACCACCAACCCCGGAAACCUCAUCAAGGAGAUCAGAGACAGUGGCAUGAAGGUGGGUGUGGCCAUAAAGCCUGGAACGACAGUUGAAGAGCUCGCCCCGUGGGCUAACCAGAUCGACAUGGCUCUGGUCAUGACUGUUGAACCCGGCUUUGGAGGGCAGAAGUUCAUGGAAGACAUGAUGCCCAAGGUGAGCUGGUUGAGGAGUCAGUUCCCCUCGUUAGACAUCGAGGUAGACGGAGGAGUCGGACCUGACACCAUCCACAGGUGUGCAGAGGCGGGAGCUAACAUGAUCGUAUCGGGCAGCGCCGUGGUCAGCAGCGACGACCCUCGCUCUGUCAUCGCCCUCCUGCGCACCGUGGUGGCCGACGCAAUCCAGAAACGUUCACUGGACCGCUGAAAUGUGUUCCCCCCCGUGUCCGUCCCAGAAAACACAACACACACAGCAGCCAGCGCGAAAAAGACUCAGACAUUCAUAUCUGGAGCGGAGGUCAAGGGUCACGGUCAGAGCGGUUUGUGUGGCGGCGUAAAGCUGGUCAAAGCGAGAUCACUUUGAUGUGAGUGAAGCUGCACCGUGCCUCUGCAAAACUUUUUGAACUUGGUCCUGCUCUGUCACAAUCUCCUCUCAUCGCUAUCCGGGUUGGGGGAGGGAGGGAGGGGAGGGA